GAGAACUGCAGACUGUCAGAGAUCAGCUGUUCUUCUCUGGCUUCAGCUCUGAGGUCAAACCCCUCUCAUCUGAGAGAACUGGAUCUGAGCUUCAACAACCUGCAGGACUCAGGAGUGAACGAGCUGUGUGGUUUUCUACAGAGUCCAACCAGUCGACUGGAGACUCUCAGGUUGGAGUGCUGCAGUCUGUCAGAGAUCAGCUGUUCUUCUCUGGCUUCAGCUCUGAGGUCAAACCCCUCUCAUCUGAGAGAACUGGAUAUGAGUAGAAACGUCCUGCUGGACUCAGGAGUGAAGGAGCUGUGUGGUUUUCUACAGAGUUCAAUCUGUCGACUGGAGACUCUGAGGUUGAUGGGCUGCAGACUGUCAGAGAUCAGCUGUUCUUCUCUGGCUUCACCUCUGAGGUCAAACCCCUCUCAUCUGAGAGAACUGGAUCUUAGUCUAAACAAUCUGAAGGACUCAGGAGUGAAGGAGCUGCUUGAUCUACAGCAGAGUUCAACCUGUCGACUGGAGACGCUGAGUUGGAGGGGAUCUUUGUGGAGCUGAGUGUGAAGAGGACAGUGUGUGUGAAUGGAGGCUGAGCUGUGUCCUGAGGAUCCAGAGGCUGAAGCAGCAGCAGCUUGUGUGUAGAGCGGCUCUGACUGGGACUUGCUGCUGGGAGGCAGAGUGGAGACAGAGCUCCAGAGGAAUCAGAGGAGGUUGUUGUAAUAUGUAACUUCACCACUAGAUGACCCUCGCUACUGCUUGUGUUUAUUCACAUGAAGAAUGUGUUUAUUGAAAUGACACAACACAAGCAGAAUGUAUUAACCCUCUGUAAAGAGUCACAUAUAUGUAUUUAAGUUUCUUUUAUUCUGUUCCACCUUUGUCCCUCAGUAUGUCUCCAUGUGUGUAUAACCACAUUAUGUGUAUAUGUUCGUUAGUC
Limanda limanda (common dab) is the source of this 919-nucleotide messenger RNA. RefSeq names its product NACHT, LRR and PYD domains-containing protein 12-like. Bases 259 to 543 code for a protein of 94 amino acids. The record is from RefSeq and is a predicted model, not a curated record. Gene Ontology annotation, molecular function: protein binding. NCBI's taxonomy places the organism in Eukaryota, Metazoa, Chordata, Actinopteri, Pleuronectiformes, Pleuronectidae. The transcript is spliced from 4 exons.